UACAAUAAUGACACCAACAUCGACAACGCAGAUACAAUCAAUGCCACCAAUGUCUACUCCAAUUGAAACUGCGACAUCUGUGAUAUGGAAAGAAACAAAGCAAAUCGCAACGAAACCAUCCACUUCAAUCGAAAUUGACAGUACAGCAGACGUGAUAACAACAGUAACAACACAUAAAACAUCUGUACCAUCCGUUUCUACUGACAUUGAUUGUACGAUAUCAAUAACACCACCAACAACAACGUUAACAGGAACAGGUGUUAAAACUACAGUUUCAGAAAUACUGGAUCAUUACACUGGACUUAUUAUAGCAGGAGGAAUAAUCAUAUCUGGAUUAUUGUUUGUUAUUGCAAGUUAUUGCCUCAUCAAAAACAGACAGAAAGAUCCAUCCAAGUAUACAUCCACCAAUGUAACAAACAAAGGGGAGGAGACAGUGUCUCAUAUAUAUAGCGAACCUUCAGAAGUUCAUCAUGAAUAUAGCGAACCUUCAGAAGUAUAUCAUGAAUAUAGCGAACCUUCAGAAGUAUAUCAUGAAUAUAGUGAACCUUCACGAGUAUAUGAUAUAUAUAUAAGCAGGCAACAUGGAUAUGAAGAGACAAUUUUUCAGGAAUGAAAUUUGAAAAAGAAUAAAUCAUUAAUAAUAUAAUGAUGAAAACAAAGUGACAUUGU
Mytilus trossulus (common blue mussel) is the source of this 669-nucleotide messenger RNA. Its product is annotated as location of vulva defective 1-like. The record is from RefSeq and is a predicted model, not a curated record. Bases 8 to 613 code for a protein of 201 amino acids. Lineage: Eukaryota; Metazoa; Mollusca; Bivalvia; Mytilida; Mytilidae. The transcript has 3 exons.